This is a messenger RNA of Mauremys mutica (yellowpond turtle), 4852 nucleotides long. RefSeq names its product nitric oxide associated 1 (gene NOA1). The transcript is spliced from 8 exons. The record is from RefSeq and is a predicted model, not a curated record. Gene Ontology annotation, molecular function: GTP binding. The coding region runs from base 66 to 2078 and encodes 670 amino acids. NCBI's taxonomy places the organism in Eukaryota, Metazoa, Chordata, Testudines, Geoemydidae.
UGGCUCAGGCCCGGCUCUCCGCGUGGCCCAGGCCAGGGGAGCGGAGCCGCUGCCUCGCUUCUCUCAUGCACCGACUGAGCCGCGCGCUGCUGCGGGCCCUGGCCCGGGCCCCGCUGCUCCGGCAGCCCCCGGGCCCCGGCCGGCUCCUGCCCGCUGCCCUGCGGCCGGGGAGCCCGGGCGGCCUCUCCACCCGGCCCCGGCGGGAGCCGCCCGCCGCCCCGCAGCGCCCUGCGGCCCAGGGGCCGGGCGGCGAGGAGGAGCAGUUCGUCUUCCCCGAGUACGUGCCCGAGCCGGGCCCGGCGCCGGCCAGGGAGCCGCCCGCCGCCCCGGGCCGCCCGGAGAGGAGGCCGCGGGAGAAGCGGCAGCACCGGGUGACGGGGCGGCCGGACCCGUCGGUGCCGCCCAGCGGGGUGAGCUGCUCGGGCUGCGGGGCGGAGCUGCACUGCCGGGACCCCGCCGUGCCCGGCUACCUGCCCAGCGAGAAGUACCGCAGCCUCAUGGAGGCACACCGGGCCCUGCAAGGGGUGGUGUGUCAGCGCUGCUGGCUCCUGGUCCAUCACCAGCAGGCGCUGCACAUGCAAGUGUCCCGGGAGCAAUACCGCAAUCUGGUGAGUGCUGCCCUGCGCAGCCCCCCACGCCACGGACGCCGCCCCCUGGUGCUAUACAUGGUAGACAUGCUGGACCUGCCCGACUCGGUGCUACAGGACCUGCCUCAGCUGGUGGGUGCAGGGUCCAACAUCCUGGUGGUGGGCAACAAGGUGGACCUGUUGCCUGGGGACUCUCCAGACUAUCUGAAGCGCUUCCGAAAACAGCUGCUGAGGAGCUGUGCGCGUGUGGGCAUCCUCCCUGCAGCCCAGGGCUCUGGGGGCCAGGUUGGCAGGCCUGGGAGCCAGAACUUGGUGGAUGUGCACCUGAUCAGUGCCAAGACAGGCUAUGGAGUGGAGGAGCUGAUCUCCAAAUUGCAGCGCUCUUGGAAGUGCAAUGGCGAUGUGUAUCUCGUAGGAGCUACCAACUCCGGCAAAUCCACACUGUUCAAUACUCUGCUGCAGUCUGACUAUUGCAAGUCCAAAGCCCCGGAGGUGAUCAACAGAGCAACAAUCUCGCCCUGGCCAGGCACAACUUUAAACCUCCUGAAAUUUCCAAUUAUUAACCCUACAUCUGACAGACUGUUCAGGAGACAGGAGAGGCUAAAAGCAGAUGCAGAAAAAACUGAAGAACAACUUAGUGAUGAUGAACAAAAGUAUCUUAAAUGCCUUAAAAAGCAAGGUUAUUUAAUAGGAAGAGUUGGAAGAACAUUUCAACAACAGAAGUCAAAAGCUGUCAUUGACUUUGAUCCUGAUGAGCUCUCUUUUAACAUGGAAGAGGAGCCUGUCUUUUCAUCCAACAAGCCUAAAGAGAGAGUGGAAUUUACAUACAAUGAACUGAAAGAUGCUCGCUGGUUUUUUGACACGCCAGGGAUUGUAAAAGAAAAUUGUGUUUUAAAUCUUCUAACAGAGAAAGAAGUAAAGCUUGUCUUGCCGACACAUGCCAUUGUUCCACAGACCUUUGUACUUAAGCCUGGAAUGGUUUUGUUUCUAGGUGCUUUGGGACGCAUAGACUAUUUGCAGGGAGCAAAAUCCUCCUGGUUUUCUGUUGUGGCUUCUAACCUGUUGCCAGUCCAUGUUACUACCCUGGAGAAAGCAGAUAGCGUCUAUCAGAAGCAUGCUGGAAAAACAUUACUGAAGGUUCCCAUGGGGGGUGAAGAGCGAAUGAAGGAAUUCCCACCGCUUAUUCCUCAGGAAAUUACGCUGGAAGGAAUUGGCACCCUUGAGGCAGUGGCUGACAUAAAGCUGUCCUCUGCUGGUUGGGUUGCAAUAACCGCUCACUUGGAAGACAAACUACAGCUGCGAGCCUAUACUCCUGAAGGGACAACACUGAUGAUACGUAAACCUCCUCUGUUGCCACAUAUCGUUGACAUCAAAGGGAACCGCAUCAGAGGAAGUGCAUCCUAUAGAACUAAAAAGCCACCUCCCCUAGUGGAAAACUUAAAGGCAAAUGGAACAAAUAAACAAAUAAAUAAAAGGGUAUCUAAAAUUUAAGAAGCACAGGAGCUGGGAAGCCCUUGGACAUAUGUGUUGCUUACAGACAAUUAUGAAAACAAUUAUUCAUAGAAAACACAUUCUGAUUUUAAGACUGACUUCUGUAAAACAUGUUUGAAAGACCUUGCAAAUGCAGAUUUGAAGUUUGUAUCAGGCUACUGCGUAGUGCAGCUCAUGGGAUCAUGUGAUUUGCAGUCUCUACUUCCCAUUACCAGAUGGCCUGUCUCAUUCAGAUUCUUUAGUUCUGCAUUCGACAGACAGAUUUGGCAUCACUUCACAUUAUUGCUGGUUCCCCUACAGUGAGUGGAGUAUGGCUGCCGUCAGGAAGGGAGGGUCAUCUCAGUUACAGCAGGAGGGCUUUAGUGAAGCUGUCAGAACUUGUAAGUCUUUCUGGUUGCUACCGAUAUUUGGACAGGAGACACAUUGCUUGUUUUUUGUCUUUUCGCAUGAAAUUAGUGAUAAAGAUUUCAGAAAGAAGGCCCUAGAGACCAUCCUACUAGGUCUCUUUGCAAUAAUGUAGAACUUUAAAGAUAAGCAGACACCACCUAGGGGAACACUGUGUAUAGCUGAAGGGAGGAAAUCAGUCUUAUGCCUCAACUGAGAGCUCCUGCAAAACAUUCCCAUGCUGUGAUUUGCCCUAAAUGCACAGUCAUCUGUCUCUUCAUCAUGAUAACUGUGACAGGUUGGACCCCUUGGGAAGCCACCUGAUGUGCUGAGAUGCCACUGAAUCUACCUGUUGUGCCAGCAUGGGCCCCCUUUAACCUGUCUUGCUGAGCCAGGCUCUUAAAGCCUCCUCUAACACACACACUCAGGCAGGGCCACACCCAGCUGCAGAUCAGCUCUGGGAAGACUCAGCUUCAGGGACUUGCUGUAAUGUCAUUUGUAGGUGUUUUUGCAAAGUUCUGGGUUUCUGUUACCAGAAAAUAUUUUGGCAUGUAGCAUUGUGUACAUAAUGCAGAUGUCAAUAUCUUUUAAAGUGGAGGUGUCUUGGUAUUUAGCCACCAAUGCCAUGAGGCAGUGUGCCUCAGUUUCCCCUUCCACACAGCGGUCUUGAUCGGCUAUGCUUUCUCCACUGUGCCAAGCUCUAAGCCUGUCUACAGGGACUAGCUGAGAAGCAGUAUUCUCAUAGGACUUUCUUGUGACCACUCCUAGACUGUACCAAAGAUUUUUCCCCAAAUCAUGCAUCUUACACAUUUUUUAAAGUAUUUACCACCGGUAUCAAAUUCUUUGUCUUAACCCACUGUGUGUGUAGUAAGAGACAUAAAGUUACCAGCACAUUCAUGACAGAGAGGCGCUUCCACGUAUGAUUAUCAUACCACGCCUUCUGUCUAAACAGAUCAGUUUGUUCAGCAUUUAUUAUAUUUCUCAUCACCUCAGUGAAGGUUCUUAUUUUGGGUAUGUUUGGGGGGUUUUGGCAAGGAAAGGGUGUAAGGAGACCUUGUAUGUUAAUGGCCCUCUCCCUGUGGAGUUGCAUUUCCUCCCCAGGGUUAAGCCCAUGCUAAGAACUUGCUCUCCUGAGAUUCCUUUGUGUUGUUCACCCCCAUCACUCACUGUCUGAUGCUUAGCUGUGGGGAGGGUUUACCUGCCUGGGAAGUGUCUGUCUCUGCCCCUUCAUCCGGUGGAUCAUUAGCAUGUUCAGAGACACCAAAAUGCUUGGAAGAAACCUUCCCCCUUCCCCACCGCCUUAAAGAGACAGAGUUAGUUUUCACAAGUACUGCAAGAAAAACAUUUUGCAAAAGUGGGGCCUGGAUUGGGGAACCCUCUGUCACCUCUCUCGCUGUUGCAAUUAGUCAGCUGUAUGGAUGCUCCCCUCCGAGAGGUCAGAUACACAGUUCCCCUGAGCCACAGGGCAGGUUCCUGGGAUCACAGAUGCAGAUUCAGCAAAUUUCUCCUGGGCAAACUCUUCCCUGCAGUGAGUGAGGAGACAUUCCUGUACUCCCCCCACAUUCCCUCUUAGCCUCUUUCUCUGGGCCCCCUGCCAGGACACACACCCCUGCACUCCCUGGAGGGCAAUCUGUCCCCUCUCCAGCUGUGGGCUCACAGCUACCAGCCAUGCCAGACCCUUCACUGGCAAGCCGUGUACCCUCCUUCGUCUUUGGAUUGGGCUGGCCUCCAGGUACAGAGCCCAUGGAAUCCUGACCCCCCACAGCAGUUUCUCGGAUACCAUCUUCUCCCUCUACGGCUUCCUCCAGGACACAUUUCCCUAUGCAUCCUAGAGCAGGAUCUGUCUCUUGCUUAACUACAACUUCCUGGCAGCCAGCCACCUGGACAGUCUCCUUACCGUCAGGCAAAACAUUCCCCUCCCCUGAGGGAACAGCCACUGGACUGGAGCUGGUUCUACCCAUCCCCACCCCUCGUGGCAAUUUGAUUUGCAGGGCAGUAGAGGAAUUAAAGAGACUCAUUUACUCAGCAGUUUCUGUAGCUCUGCUCAUUCCCACUGGGGUUCCAGCACAAGAUUUCUCCUGGCUGCUGACAGACCCCUGUAUAGCCCUAGCCACAUUGAAAUUGUGUUGGGUUAUGAGAAACUGCAGCCACAGUUAGGUCAGUUUGCAAAUCCCCAGUUUCUAUGUGCAUUUUAGCCAAAACUCGCUUAAACUCACCACCAGUGUUUCAGGGCAAUAAGCAGUGCACACUAUCCUGCCUGACUAUGCCACUCUGAUGGGUUGGACCCCUUGGGAAGCCACCUGAUGUGCUGAGAUACCACUGAGUCUACCUGUUGUGCCAGCAUGGGCCCCCUUUAACCCGUCUUGCUGAGCCAGGCUCUUAAAACCUCC